AUGGCAACUGGUUCGGGGAGAUAUCUUCGUUAUAUACUGUUUGCUGUUUUUGGAAUCACCAUCAUCUACUUUAUUUCCACCUCGUCACUCCCCUCCUAUGCCCAACCACUGACCUCGGGUACCGCCUUUUCAUGGGAACGACCUGGAGAGUCCAAGACGAGCCCGGUCGCCACCGAUAUCGAUGAUUCCAUUCAUCUCCCGCAAACCACUUCUGUUGCCGAGACCUCACAAUCCGAAGAAACAACAACUCCCAAUGUUAUUUCUACUGUUCCUUCGGAACUCUCGCCCCCCGCUCCAGGCGAACGAGUCAAUGCGACCUUUGUGACUCUGGCAAGAAACACCGAUAUCUGGGAGAUUGCUCGCUCAAUCAGACAAGUCGAAGACCGAUUCAACAGGAACUACAACUAUGACUGGGUCUUCUUGAACGACAAGCCCUUUGAUGAGACGUUCAAAAAGGUCACAACAUCCCUUGUCUCGGGCAAGACACACUAUGGCGAAAUCCCCGUCGAACACUGGUCAUUCCCGCCUUGGAUCGACCAGAAGAAGGCUGAGGCUGUCCGGGAAGACAUGCGCCGGAGGAAGAUCAUCUAUGGCGACUCGGUCAGUUAUCGACACAUGUGCCGGUUCGAGUCAGGUUUCUUCUUUCGUCACCCUCUGCUCCAACAAUUCGAGUACUACUGGCGAGUGGAACCCAGCGUCGAGUUGUUCUGCGAUAUCCAUUAUGAUCCUUUCCGGUACAUGAAAGACAACAAGAAAAAGUACAGCUUCGUCUUGAGUCUUUACGAAUACGUCGAGACUAUCCCGACGCUGUGGGAUAGCACAAAGAAGUUCAUCAAGGCGCAUCCUGAACACAUCUCACCUGAUAACUCAAUGGGAUUUUUGAGUGACGACGGAGGUGACACCUACAACAAAUGCCAUUUUUGGUCAAACUUUGAGAUCGGUAACCUCGACUGGCUCCGGUCUAAGCCUUACAUUGACUUCUUCGAAACCCUCGACAAAGACGGUGGGUUCUUCUACGAACGUUGGGGUGAUGCUCCAGUGCAUUCCAUCGCUGCUGGUCUACUUCUGAGGAAGGAUGAGAUCCACUUUUUCAACGAUAUCGCCUACUAUCAUGUCCCUUUUACACAUUGCCCAACGGGAGAAGACGUCCGAUUGAAACUUCGCUGCCACUGCAACCCGAACGACAAUUUCGACUGGAAAGGCUACAGCUGUACCUCUCGAUUUUUUGACCUCAACAAGCUUAAGAAGCCUGACGGAUGGGAAGCUCAGGUAUGA
Fonsecaea multimorphosa CBS 102226 is the source of this 1275-nucleotide messenger RNA. RefSeq lists its product as uncharacterized. Bases 1 to 1275 code for a protein of 424 amino acids. The record is from RefSeq and is a predicted model, not a curated record. Lineage: Eukaryota; Fungi; Ascomycota; Eurotiomycetes; Chaetothyriales; Herpotrichiellaceae. The transcript has 3 exons. Gene Ontology annotation, cellular component: membrane; Golgi apparatus. Gene Ontology annotation, biological process: cell wall mannoprotein biosynthetic process; protein N-linked glycosylation; protein O-linked glycosylation. Gene Ontology annotation, molecular function: alpha-1,2-mannosyltransferase activity.